Brassica oleracea var. oleracea is the source of this 579-nucleotide messenger RNA. RefSeq lists its product as uncharacterized. NCBI's taxonomy places the organism in Eukaryota, Viridiplantae, Streptophyta, Magnoliopsida, Brassicales, Brassicaceae. Bases 63 to 398 code for a protein of 111 amino acids. The transcript is spliced from 2 exons. The record is from RefSeq and is a predicted model, not a curated record.
ACUAUAUUGUAUAUUUGUAUCUAUUAACACAUUAUUGUAAGAGAUCAUAUAUAGAGAUUGACAUGGCAACUUCCGCCUUCUCGUCUCGUGGUGCACAAACGAUGAACACCAUGCUCGUCAAACCGAUGCUUAGGAAAUCUAUCCACAAGAACACUGCAUCGCACGACAUAGUAAGGGAGGCGAUGAAGACUGAUGGCGCCAGCGUCGGAGAGGCUGAGAUCAAGACGAUGAGAGGUUUCAACGUCGCCAGAGAGACGACAUCGUUUUCAGAGAGUAGUUGGGUCCCACAUGAAGCCACGGGAAUAUACUAUCCAAAGGGACAAGAGAAGGUCAUGCAAGAUGUGCCUCCUCCUCCAGCUGGUAGCCAUGUGUACGAUCUCGUUAACUGGUUCUCUUGAUCCACACUCUCCUUUCAUCUCGAUCUCAUCAUGAUCACAAUAUUGUUCUCUAUAUCUAAGUUCAAUAUUGUUGUAAGGGGAACUAACUUUACUGUUCUGUGCUGUAUCAUACAUAUCUGUGUGUAAUUAUAAGUGGAUAUGUAUGUAUAUGCUCAUAUAAUCAAUGAUAAUGAAUAAUGAU